GCUGAUGUUCUCCGUUUGAAAGAGAGAAAUGAAAGUUAGUACACUUUGCAGAAGAUAAAAAAGUUUUCUUGCCUUCCACAGUUGCUGUCACUGAUUUGCAAACAGGGUGCAACUGAUUCUUGGAAAAUGGUUUCCUCGUUGGUGCACGCACUUCUCCCUGUAAGCAUUUUGCUGUGGACGGUGAACCCUGCCAUUUCAGACACUUGCACUGGCUACAGGGGCUUUCCGGGGGUGCCAGGAAUCCCUGGAACUCAUGGUGCCAAUGGAAAGGAUGGACCAAAAGGAGAAAAGGGAGAUCCUGGUGACAACACACAGCAGAUGCGGGGGCCUAAGGGUGAUCAGGGCAUCCCUGGAUAUCCAGGCAGGCCAGGUUUACGGGGGGAUGAGGGGUUGCCUGGGCCCCCAGGACCCAAGGGCCAGAAAGGGCAGAAAGGUGCUGUUGCAGAAGUGCCCGAAGACAAGCGUUCGUUUUUCUCUUACAAAAAGACUUCUGGCAGAACGACUUUUACCCCACAUAGAGUCAUAGAAUUUGAUGGUUCGUUUUCUCCUGAGUAUGACGGCGAGACUCUGUCCAGUGGUUUCUUCACAGCAAGACUGUCUGGCAUAUACUUCUUUGUGUACCACAUCUCUGCAACUCAGACUGCCUGCUUGUACAUUAAGAAAGAGGAGCAGAUAUUGGUGAAUCUCUGCGAUAUGUCUCAAGGAGUGCUGGUCACCUCAGGGUCCAUCGUGGUAGACCUGAGGCAAGGGGAGAGUGUGUCGGUGCACACCUCGAGAACGAGCCAAAUCAGUAAAGACGCUGACAGCACUUUCACUGGCUUUCUGCUUUUCCCAUCAUAAGUAUUCAUUAACACCACAGCAUUUCACUUCCAGCAUCUAACCAACUUAACCUAUCUUGCACUCUUGAAGGAGCCAUUAUUAAAGAUUAUUUGGAGUGAUGCCACAGGGUAACCCCUUUGGUUUCUAUGGAGUUCUUUGAAGAACCAUCUACUGAAAGGCUUUUUAGGGAACCAAAAGUGGUUCUAUUACAGCAUCACCCUGAAGGACCCUUUAUAGCAACUUUAUUUUUAAGACCAAAAGAUAUCUUUGUGAUUUCUGAUAUUCAUUUUCGCUUCUCCUUUGCAUUUUUUCUAGUGUGUUCUUGCCAAACAAUGAUUUACCACUGCAAACGGCAAUAAAGUCAUGAACAAAUAGAA
Messenger RNA from Pygocentrus nattereri (red-bellied piranha), 1196 nucleotides. It is a transcript of the gene c1qb, whose product is annotated as complement component 1, q subcomponent, B chain. Bases 127 to 840 code for a protein of 237 amino acids. The record is from RefSeq and is a predicted model, not a curated record. Gene Ontology annotation, molecular function: protein binding. The transcript is spliced from 3 exons. NCBI's taxonomy places the organism in Eukaryota, Metazoa, Chordata, Actinopteri, Characiformes, Serrasalmidae.